GCCCCACUUAAAACACUACAGCUCAAUCAUCUAAGUUCACUAACUGGCAGCCCAAUUUCCAAACGGAGCAUAAAACAAGAUGUGCAUUGUUCUGAUCAAGGCUGCAUCCAGAAUAGCAAUUCCACAUUGGAAUGAUAAGUAGUAAGAGAACCCCAAAAAGGAGAAGUCUUAGAGUUCCUUCAGACAUUUUAUUCCCCCAGUCCCCCUAAUCUCGAGAAAUUAACACAAACCCAGAUGAGAAAGCUUGGGAGCAGAGAAAGGGGAGUUUAUUUUUGCUUACCUUUCCAUUGAGCCACAUCCGAUCCUGAUCAAAGCUGGGGCUGACGGCAACAGUUGUGGUAGUGCAGAGAUGGGCCGGAUCCAAAGUGACACUGAUGCUGUCAUUGACGGGCAAUAUCAAGUUCUCAUCCCUCUUUCCCCAGUACUUGAUCACAGCAAUAUUGGUGGGCGUUUGCGCCGUCACCAUCCGCACCCACUUCUCCCCCGCCAUGUAUGUAUCAAUGACAGUGAAACAACAAGAAGAAAAUAGCUCCCCGACCCAGAAAACAAUCUCCCAGUGUAGGCCUCAAAAAGAUCCGAACAAGUUGGGGAAGAGAAAGAGCGAAGAAGAAGAAGAAGCACAGGUGCAGCUCAAUGUACCGAUGCAAUCGGCUACAAGUAAGAAAAGAAAUGUGGGAAUUUAGAGCCCAAGACAGGAAGAAAGAAACGACAAGUCACAGCGGAAUAAUAAUAAAGAAAACAAAGUAAAAUUUGGGUAGCUGCGGUGGCGGGCGGAAGAAAAGGUUCACGGGCAUCGAUUUCUGCGGCAAAAAUGUCGGGAGAAAGGACAAGAGAUGAGUGGGGGAAAGAGACACUUACUGUGGCGGGCUGUAGACGGCAAAGCAUGAAAAUUACAGCGAGGUCAGGUAGGUGAAGAAAUUUUUUACGGCGACUGAGGUUUUGCCGCAAAGAGCCGGCCGGAGACUGGGUUCUUAAGUGUUGACGACGGCCAGGUUUUUGUAUGUUGGUAGGAAAGACUCAAAAGAGGCCGCUAACUGCUCAGGCCCGUGGCAAUGGUUGGGCCGGGUCUAAAGAAAGGGGCGGGCUCGGAUAGCAAAAAAGCCUACGGUAUUCGAAAUAAAAAAUAAAUAUAUACAAGUUUUUUAAAUUCGACACUUCUUGGCUUUGACAAAUUGACAUUCAGUGAGUUACUGACAAGUGUCAGUGUUGAUGUAACAUAUGUAUCACAUCGACCAACAAUAAUUUCAUGUGAAAUAUUUUUCAAAUUGAUGGUUUUUUUUCAAAAUUUCACAUUGGUCUAAAUGGUUAAGAUCGGUAAAACCGUAUCUUCUCUCCUAUCGGUCGUUCAAAGCCCUCGUUCCUUUGACUCACUUCCUAUUGACUCUCUCGACCAUAUUCAAUAGCAACUGAGGAUUCUAGAUAGUAGAUUCUCUAACUAUGCACGCCUAAUUCCCCCCCUCUAUCUCCCCAAGAAGAAUCAGAAUCUAUCAACAGAGAAACAGAGAAGAUGAAGUGAGUAGAUGAAAGAUUCAAGAUAUUAUCAUGUAUAGGUGAGAUUGUAAAAAUUCAUGUAACAAUUGGUUUACACAAAUUGAAAUAUUGGUCUUAUGUAAUUGAUUGAACUAUGCAAUAGUUGGAGCAAAUACUAUAUGAUGUAUUACUAACUAAUAUGGCCAAUAGACUAUAGCAUGUGCUUAUAUGGAAUAAUGAUAACAGAGCUUGGCAGUAAUGGUUUCUUUUGGGAUUAAAUUAAUUAAAGCUUGAUAUAGAUGACUCACUGACAGUCAACAUCAGGUGGCUACUCGAUUUUUAUUGUAAUAAGAUAAACAAUUUUCGUUGUAUUAUGAUAUAUUAACACUCCAAGAAAGGGCACUAGAGAAGACAAGCUCAUAGUUAGCUAUUCUCAGUGAUACAACUUGUCCUGCUACUUCUGUACAAUACUAUGGUCGACAAAAUUCAUGUGCAUAUGUGGCACAUUCUCGGUCAAUGAAUAGGAGUGUGCAACGGGUUGGUCUGAAACAGAUCACACUAGACACAACCGACAUUUAGAUUGGACCAUGUUUUGCAUUCAGGAGGGCAACGCGCCUUGGGAUGCCGAGGAGCUAUUAUCGCCCCCCCCCCCCCCCCCCCCCCCCCCCCCCCCCCCCCAACCUAAUGCAUUCAGGGGUUCGACCCCGAGAAACCAUAGCAAUAUUAGGGACGUCUGAUUCUUUUUGCCUCACCAAGGUUGGCUAAUCGUACGCAGGAGGCUCGAAGACCCCUGGUUGUGGAAGGCACAUGAGUCCGAGUGCUAUGUUGGAGAGAGUCGCCCGGAAAGCACACAAAAGAGGGACGGGAGUUACGACCGGCGGUGAUGUGGGGAGGAAGAUCGAGGAAUGGUGGGUGUGAUCUUCAAGUUGAUCUCAUGAAUUAUACAGAUGCUGAAGAAAACUAGACCGAAUUAAUAUAUGUAAGCAUG
This is a messenger RNA of Linum trigynum, 2458 nucleotides long. Lineage: Eukaryota; Viridiplantae; Streptophyta; Magnoliopsida; Malpighiales; Linaceae. The record is from the annotation of a GenBank genome assembly.